AUGUCUGACCGUUUAGAUGCCCACGAGAAGCCUCCAAAGGUCCUGCAAGAUGUCUACAAAUUCUACCAAAAGGUAGAUGUGAGAAGGAUCCCGUCAACAAUAAGCUCGUACAUUCAUUGUGAUGGAGGAGCUGCCAAGCACGAAGCAGCCCACAAUACCUCCACGCUGCUGAAGACGGGAGGUCUUUUCAUAUAUCCCUCAUUGCUGCCUCAACAGGCACAAAUCACAUUGCUCGAAAAGCUGCUCCACCGCGAUCUCUCCACGUUCGAGCAUCAGACCAACGUCCACCUGCAUCAUCACAUUCCCGAGUUGUCCAAGCAGAACGACGAAAGCUCAGCCUCAUACUUUGAUCGCUCAUCUUCAAAGUUGGAGUUCGUGCCGAAGGAUCCGUUGGUUCAUAAACCCUUCUCUACACAGCAAUUUCUGAACAAGAAACUCCGUUGGAUGACCCUUGGCGGACAAUAUGAUUGGACGGCGAAGGCGUACCCUUCAGGACCGCCGCCCCCUUUCCCUCCGGAUAUCAAGCAUUUCGUGGAAGGAAUAUUUCCCAUGAAAGCAGAGGCCGCGAUUGUGAAUCUGUACUCUCCUGGAAACACACUCAGUCUCCACCGUGAUGUCAGUGAAGAAUGCGACCGGCCACUGGUGAGUAUCUCUUUGGGAUGUGAUGCCAUCUUUGUGGUAGGGACUACAAAUGGUGAAAGCGACGAUCAAUCGGAAGUCGCUGCUCUCCGGCUGAAAUCUGGAGAUGCGGUCCUCAUGAGCCAGGGAAGUAGGUAUGCUUGGCAUGGUGUUCCUCGAGUGCUAAAAGACACCUGCCCUGAGUGGUUGCGGGCUUGGCCCUGCGAGAAAAACGCAGAUCACAGUAGCAUUUACGAACAUUGGAGAGACUGGAUGAGUGAGAAGAGAGUAAAUAUAAAUAUCAGACAGAUGUUUGAAUAG
Messenger RNA from Dissoconium aciculare CBS 342.82, 939 nucleotides. RefSeq lists its product as uncharacterized. Gene Ontology annotation, cellular component: cytoplasm; nucleus. The record is from RefSeq and is a predicted model, not a curated record. Bases 1 to 939 code for a protein of 312 amino acids. The transcript is spliced from 2 exons. NCBI's taxonomy places the organism in Eukaryota, Fungi, Ascomycota, Dothideomycetes, Mycosphaerellales, Dissoconiaceae.